This is a messenger RNA of Staurois parvus, 265 nucleotides long. The record is from the annotation of a GenBank genome assembly. Lineage: Eukaryota; Metazoa; Chordata; Amphibia; Anura; Ranidae.
AAGGACAGUGUGGUACCUACCGUAUUUCGCGCUCCAUAAGAUGCACCUAUAUUUUAGAGGCGGAAAACAAGAAAAAAAAAUAAACCAAUGAACUGCAGACACAGUACAGGAGAUGACCAGAGACUGCGAACACAGUACAGGAGAUGACCAGAGACUGCGGACACAGUACAAGAGAUGGACCAGAGACUGCGAACACAGUACAGGAGAUGACCAGAGACUGCGGACACAGUACAAGAGAUGGACCAGAGACUGCGGACACAGUACA